Molecule: messenger RNA, 7091 nt
Organism: Rhinolophus ferrumequinum (greater horseshoe bat)
Lineage: Eukaryota; Metazoa; Chordata; Mammalia; Chiroptera; Rhinolophidae
Gene: SGIP1
Product: SH3GL interacting endocytic adaptor 1
Exons: 27
Coding region: 331-2970 (879 amino acids)
Biological process (GO): clathrin coat assembly; clathrin-dependent endocytosis; synaptic vesicle endocytosis
Cellular component (GO): plasma membrane; clathrin-coated pit; clathrin-coated vesicle
Source: RefSeq, a predicted model, not a curated record
AGGAGAUGCGGGCUGGCUACCAUGUGACGCGGUCCAGAGCUGAAGGGAUUGGCGGAGGCAGCGCAGGCGGUGCAGCUCGCCGGCUUGCUGUUCCUCUCCCUUUCUCUCGCAGCAUCUUCCUGGGAGCCUGUAGGUGAAGCAGCACCAGCAGCAUCCAUGGCCUAUCUUUGGGGUUAACACUUGUCUCCUUCCAUUGGCUUCAGCAACAGCGGGCAGAGCAGAUUUCUCUGCAGCGGCAGCAGUGUUAUGAGGGCUUAGCUGGAACCUGGAAUCGUAUCCUCCUGUAUUUUUUUCAGACUCCUUGGAAUUGAGGAAUGCUAUUCUGCCACCAUGAUGGAAGGAUUGAAAAAACGUACAAGGAAGGCCUUUGGAAUACGGAAGAAAGAAAAGGACACUGAUUCUACAGGUUCACCUGAUAGAGAUGGAAUUCAGGGGAAAAAAAAGACCCAGAAGACUCAGCUUCUCCUCACCUCUUGCUUCUGGCUCAGAGCCCUCUCGUUAACUCUGUCUCAGCAGCGCAGCCCACAUGAACCACCCUACAAUAACAAAGCAGAGUGCGCGCGUGAAGGAGGAAAAAAAGUUUCGAAGAAAAGCAAUGGGGCGCCAAAUGGAUUUUAUGCAGAAAUUGAUUGGGAAAGAUACAACUCACCUGAGCUGGAUGAAGAAGGCUACAGCAUCAGACCUGAGGAACCUGGCUCUACCAAAGGAAAGCACUUUUACUCUUCAAGUGAGUCAGAAGAGGAAGAAGAAUCACACAGGAAAUUUAAUAUCAAGAUUAAGCCAUUGCAAUCUAAAGACCUUCUUAGGAAUACCGCGACUGUAGAUGAACUGAAGGCAUCGAUAGGCAACAUUGCGCUUUCCCCAUCGCCGGUGAGGAAAAGUCCGAGGCGCAGCCCGGGUGCAAUUAAAAGGAACUUAUCCAGUGAAGAAGUGGCCAGACCAAGGCGUUCCACACCAACCCCAGAACUUAUAAGCAAAAAACCUCCAGAUGACACUAUGGCCCUAGCUCCCCUCUUUGGACCACCAUUAGAAUCAGCUUUUGAUGAACAGAAGACAGAAGUUCUUUUAGAUCAGCCUGAGAUAUGGGGUUCCGGCCAACCAAUUAAUCCAAGCAUCGAGUCGCCAAAGUUAACAAGGCCUUUUCCCACUGGAACACCUCCACCACUGCCUCCAAAAAAUAUACCAGCCACUCCACCCCGAACAAGCUCCCCGCUAACAGUUGGACCAGGAAAUGACCAGUCAGCCACAGAGGUCAAAACUGAAAAACCACCAUCAAUCAAUGACUUGGACAGCAUUUUUGGCCCAGUGUUGUCCCCCAAAUCUGUUGCUGUUAAUGCUGAAGAAAAGUGGGUCCAUUUUUCUGAUACGUCCCCGGAACAUGUUACUCCAGAGUUGACUCCAAGGGAAAAGGUGGUGUCCCCACCAGCUACACCAGACAAUCCAGCUGACUCCCCAGCUCUGGGCCCCCCAGGCCCCCCUGGUCCCCCAGGACCCCCUCCAGGGCCCCCUGGUCCUCCUCCCAACGUACCGUCACCGCUUAAUUUAGAAGAAGUCCAGAAGAAAGCCGCUGAGCAGACCUUCGUUAAAGACGAUUACUUAGAAACAGUCUCAUCUCCUAAAGAUUUUGGGUUGGGCCAGAGAGCAACUCCGCCUCCCCCACCACCACCCACCUACAGGACUGUGGUUUCGUCCCCCGGACCUGGCUCGGGCAGUGGUACGGGGACCACCAGUGGUGCGUCAUCCCCUGCUCGGCCUGCCACUCCCUUGGGUCCCAGCAGCAGCACCACCCCACCUCCACCUCCUCCCCGGCCUCCAUCUCGGCCAAAGCUACCUCCAGGAAAACCUGGAGUCGGAGAUGUGCCCAGACCUUUUAGCCCUCCCAUACAUUCUUCCAGCCCUCCUCCGAUAGCACCCCUAGCCCGGGCUGAAAGCACUUCGUCAAUAUCGUCUACCAAUUCCUUGAGUGCAGCCACCACUCCCACAGUUGUGUCAGAAGAUGAUGUUUUUUAUGACAAACUGCCCUCAUUUGAAAGGCGCUGUGAAACCCCUGCAGAGAAUGAACAGCCUUCCCUCGUUUGGUUUGACAGAGGAAAGUUUUAUUUGACUUUUGAAGGUUCUUCCAGGGGACCCAGCCCCCUAACCAUGGGAGCCCAGGACACCCUCCCUGUUGCAGCAGCAUUUACAGAAACGGUCAAUGCCUACUUCAAAGGAGCAGAUCCAAGCAAAUGUAUCGUGAAGAUUACUGGAGAAAUGGUGUUGUCCUUUCCUGCUGGCAUCACCAGACACUUUGCCAACAACCCAUCGCCAGCUGCCCUGACUUUCCGGGUGAUAAAUUUCAGCAGGUUAGAACACGUCCUGCCAAAUCCCCAACUUCUCUGCUGCGAUAAUUCCCAAAAUGAUGCCAAUACAAAGGAAUUCUGGGUAAACAUGCCAAAUUUGAUGACUCACCUAAAGAAAGUGUCGGAACAAAAACCCCAGGCUACAUAUUAUAACGUGGACAUGCUUAAAUAUCAGGUGUCUGCCCAGGGCAUUCAGUCCACGCCUCUGAACCUGGCAGUGAACUGGCGGUGUGAGCCAGCAAGCACCGACCUGCGCAUUGACUACAAAUACAAUACGGAUGCAAUGACAACCGCUGUAGCCCUCAACAACGUGCAGUUCCUGGUCCCCAUAGAUGGAGGAGUAACCAAGCUCCAGGCUGUGCUCCCCCCAGCAGUCUGGAAUGCUGAACAACAAAGAAUAUUGUGGAAGAUUCCUGAUAUUUCUCAGAAGUCAGAAAACGGAGGGGUGGGUUCUUUAUUGGCAAGAUUUCAGUUAUCUGAGGGCCCAAGCAAACCUUCCCCAUUGGUUGUGCAGUUCACAAGUGAAGGAAGUACCCUUUCUGGCUGUGACAUUGAACUUGUGGGAGCAGGCUAUCGAUUUUCACUCAUCAAGAAAAGGUUUGCUGCAGGAAAAUAUUUGGCAGAUAACUAAUAUAACCUUAUGCAAGGAUUUGGAGGACUCAUAAUGGAGAACUGUUGUAUGAGAAACAGGUUUCACUUUGGGUUUGAUAAAGGCAAAUCAAAAUCUGCACUUGGGACCUAUCUGCUGGAAAUGCCCCUGACUUUUCAGCAAUGAUUUCCCUCACACAAUACCAUGAUGACCAGUCCUACAGUAUUUACUUCUAGGUGUAAUAUUGUUAUGGUUUUAAAAUGUAAUUAUUGUAUUUGUAAAUUGUACUCAUUCCAGUAAGGCGGAUAGACACUUGAGUUUUAGCAUUUUACCAUUCCUGAAAUGGAUGUAAUUUAAACUGUGGUAUGUAAAUUUAAUAGUAGUACUGUUGAAUGGCACAGUGCUUACAGAGGUAGAUUGCAUUUUGUCAAUAUAUAAAAUUUAAAUAUAAUGUUGAUAGGUAUCAUAAAGGGGGUGCCACAUACAAAGAAAAUUAAGUGGAACCAGAAAAAACACUGCUUUUUUCUUCAGUCCUUAGUAUGUUUUACUCUAGUGCUAAAUAAAAAUUCUAUCUUCAAAUGGUUAGUGGGUUAAAUUCAGAAAUUAUUUCAGAAAAUAGAAUUCUAAGGUUACAGCAUAUUCAAAGAAAAGCAUUAAUUACCACUUUUUAAAAAGCUUUUUUUUCAAACUGCAAUUUCAUAAAAAUGCAAACUGUGUAAACAGGGCCUCUUAUUUUUAUAACUUGUGUAAAAAGGGAAAGCAAUUCAUAUUUAAAGUUUAAGUAUAUGAAAUUAUAAUCAAGAGUAAAGAAGAUGUUGAAGUCUUAACUACUUCCCCCUCUCUACAGUUUAGCAAAUGUAAAGAUUACUGAACAAUCAGUCAGACUAAAACCAAAACAGUGAUUUUAAAAUUUUAAGACUUUCCAUAGUCAAACUGGUUAACAAUUUAUGCACAAUUACUCUAAACAGAGAGUUUCUCCCAUCUAGCAUGGAGAAUGGUUCCACGUAUGUUCCUCUUUACCCGCAGGAAUCAAAAUACUGGUACUAAAAAUCUCAGAAAAAAGUAUUUUAGUUCCCAGUUUAAAUCCUGAAGGAGAUUUUAAUUGUCAUCAUUUAUGUCGUUUGGGAAGGAGAAAAAUAAGCUUUAUAAAUUAAAUUCUAUCCACAUAAUUGUGCAAUAAAUUUCCUUUUAGAUAAGAUUCAUUAUACGUAGCCAUAAAUCUUUGCCAUUCUUGGGGAAUCAAAAAGAAAAGUUAUCAAAAAUUUGUCACGAUUUCAUUGUUGCAACAUGUAGUAAAAACUUUAAUUACUCAGUCUGGCAUCACGAAUUGGGAAUUCAGAAUAGAGAAGCACUUCUUCAGGGAUCUCAGUUGUAAAACCUUCCUCUGUUAUGAUCUGAAAACAUGAAUCUUCCUUCAAGUCAUAGAACUUAUUUUAAACGUAAGCAAAUUUUUAUUCUAGUUUAUAUUGUUAAAUAACUAACUAUUAAGUUGUUCUGUUUAUAAUGAGUUGCUAAAUUUUAUUUUACAUUCACUCAUAUGACAAAGAAUCUUUAGCCCCUUUAAAUUUUAGAAUCAAAUUAAAUUUUGUAAGUCUUACUCUUAAAAUGAGAUUGUGACUGGCAGUUGUCUAUAGUGGAACUUUUUAAAUUAAUAUUUGUACUUCUCAAUCAGUGCUAGAACAGAAAAUGUUCAAAAUGAUCUGUUUUACCUUAGAAGAAUUCUUACUAUUCAAACAAAAUCUCGAUUGGCUCCCAAUCUUUUGUUGAAGUUUUUUGAACAAAUAAUUAAUGUACUAAUUUGAAGUAAAGAUAUUCAAUUUGAUUUUGAAACCAAAAUAGAAAAUAAAAACUUUUAAAUCCGAUGAAACAUGGGGAAAUUUCAAACACUGAAAUCAAUCGAAAGUAAGCAGCUGAAAAUUGGGAAUUAUCCAGCAUAUGAGUAUAAAAAUGUGUUUUUAAAUAAUCAAUUCAUGAAAAUGUAUUGAAUAUUAACACAAAGUAUAUUAAAAUGUGUAAAUAUUACUCUUCUCAUGUUUUGCUCUUUAUAUUUUAUUUUAUAUGGUUCUGGAGUGAAUUGGUAAUUACACAUAAGGAUGUUUUUGUCAAAGAAUAAUUUUGUUGAUAUUGUAAAAAUGUAAUUUAAAACAUAGAUUACAAUAGUCCCUAAUGUUACUCAAAUGUUUCUAGGAACUAAAAUUUGAAACUAUGAAAAUAUCCUAUGAUCUCUUAAUUGGUCUUUGUGAAACAGAAUUGAAGUCAGUGAUUUCAAAAAUUACUAAACUUUGAAUAACCAGAACCUCAAAAAAGAAUAUAUCCCUCUUCCUUUCAGAAAAUAGGUCACAAUAAACUCAUAUCAGGGCGAUUAGGGUUUUGGGUUUUUUUAAUCUUGUAGUUUAUAAUCUGUUACACUCGUACCCACAUAACUGUGCAAUAAGAAUUCAUGUUAGAAAGAAUGAUCCCAGACAAUGCAAGAGUCUCAGUAUAGAAGAAACAUUAAGACAGGUUCAUUAUCAAUUCCUAAAACAGAACAAAAUGUACAUAUUAAGAUUUUCAAAACCAGGGGCUAAUAUAAAAAGAAAGGGAUCUCAUUAACCAGAACACCAUUUCCUGAGCAUCAUGGUUAAAAAAGAUUCUGUUCCAACAGAUAGAAAUUAUGAAUGAUACUGCUUUAUUUUGGCAACAUGAAAAGUAUGUUUUCAAAUAAAUUCCAUAUUUUCAUGAUAUUUUUUAGAAAUAAAUUCUUAUUACAAAUUAGUCUGAAUUUUAUCAUAAUUGGAAUUUAUAAUUUCUAAGAAUUAAAUUUUUAAUUAUUUUUAAAGCUCUAUUCUUCGCUACAACUACAGCCAAAAUGAAAAUUCACUGUAUGGCAUUUGGGAAUAUAGCUCAUCUGUCAAGAAAGAAUGUCCACAUUUCAAAUGGUUUCAAGUGAAUAGAAAAGAACAGCCCAGAAAAUCAAACUACAGAUAUUUUAUUUUUGGUUUUAUGGAUUUUUACUCCCUCUCAAUCUGUAAAGUGGUUGGGGCCACAAUUAAACAUCUUUUUAUUUCUUCUUUUCAAAGAAACCUGGUAACUACCCUAACUCCUGCUGUGUGACCUUAGGCAAAUCACUGACCUUUUCAUUUUCUCAUCUUUAGAAUGAGGGUUUGGGAUUGCCAGUGGUUUUCAAGCUUUUCUUAACAGCAGGACUUUCUUCUACUAGAAUUGCACAUGGAAUCCUGUUAGGCAAAACAGCUCAAAGCAAUGAAGGAGUUCCUCCAGCAGUUUAAAUCUGGGGACCCCCGACCCUAGGGAACUGUUUCAACAACAUAAUAAUACAUCAAAGAUCUAUAUAGUUUCUUCCACCUCUGAAGUUAUGUGAUUCUACUUGGCUUGGAUAGAUACACCAUUGGGGGCUUUAAAAGCAAACUUUUACAAUCUGACUGAUAUACAAUAAAAAUUGAUAUUUACUUCAGUGCUUACCAUGUACCAGUCACUUUAGAUAUUAGCUCAUUUAAUUCUUAUAUCAACUCAAAAAUUGUAGGUACUCUUUUUAAUUUCUGUUUUACAAAUGGUGACACUGAGGCUUAGACAGGUUAAUUAAUUUGCUCAAAGUGACACAGCAGCUGGAAGUAACCCAGUUAUCUUGACUGCAGAGGGAGCCCCUGACCUGUUUUGCUUGCUCAUACUGGGGAAUAAACCCUUCUGUUUUAUUUUACUAUACAAACUCUAUUUGAAUACCAAGGUAAUGGUGCUAUGAAAAAUUAGUAUCAAAAUAAGGAUUAUUCCAAUUGCAAAAUUGUUGGGAAAAAAUACGUUUCUCAAAGUAUGAUACAUGGAUGACUUGUAUUAUCAUUUUUUUUUUAAUUUUUUGUAUUAUCAUUUAUUUUUAAAGUGCAAUGAUUUUGGCUUAGUCACAAAUAUAUCCCUAGAGCCUAGAAGAUGGCAGGCAUCAAUAAAUUUAUAUUAAAGGAAUAAAUCUCUAGAAAGGGAGUUUAGGAAUAUGUAUUUUGACAAGCCCCCAAAAUUUGAGAAGCACUGCCCUAGUAUAUUUCUCAGGUCCUUCUUAGUUCUGACAUACCAGAUUUUAAACAUUAAAUUUUAAGUUGAAGGCCAUUUUUCUAGCAAAUUAAUUUUUUUCAUUCAGACCAUUUAACUUCCUCCAGUCGAGAGAGAGAGAGAGAGAG